ACUGUAUUCGAGAUUCAGAUUUCAGACAUGGAAAGAGUCUUUGUUGACACUACGGAUAUCAUUUUAGUAGACAGCUCUACAGUUCUUUCUGAAUCCUUUGUUACAUCGUCAGAUAUGGGGGUUAUUUCAUGUUUUGUAGCCAUCAGCUAUACAUCAGUUGCUCUCUCAGACAGUGUUCUUCAGCCCACUAUAAAGAUGCAAAAGCACGAGCCAGCCUGGGGAGCUUGGCAUCAAACUGGCCAGGGCACCACCGCUAACCCAACGACAUUACAUCAUGGCGCAGGCGAAGCUUCCAGUUCAGCUUCACACGCUUCUCUCGACAAGCACACUUCAAUUCUCCAGUUUGGUUUCCAUCAGGGACCCCUAAUUAUGCCCAUUGUCUCAAAUCGCAUGCCUUAGUCUUGAAUUGCACCUGCGUGUAGCCUUUUCCUGAGGACACCCCUGUCGAUUCAUCGGUCUCUACACGUACACACCAGCUCCAACACAAACUUCUGUCCAAGGCACCAGCGUAUUUCAUCAAACAUCUCCACGAACCCCAACAAAGCGUCCCAGCUAUAGCCGUCGGCCCCGUGUUCUUCGUUUUGUCAAUGUAUUUUUGCGGACAUAGGGAUCUGAAAGAAGGCGGCGGUACGUCAUGCUUUUGGUAAAGGGGUAGUCAUGCCGAGAAUAAAACAUCACCGCUCGUCGCGUCGCGUGCCCCCGCCCAAAGAUAGCGACUUCGACCACGAGAUCAACCUCGUUGACAAGUCCGAGGCCGAGGACGACUCCAUCGGGCCUCCUACUGCGGGGCCGUCUUCGUCAUUGCAGGACUCAACACGGGAGUCAGCACUAGGGGUAUCUGAUCGUGAGAAUGGUGAUGCCAGCAAUGCGCGAGUAGGUGUAGCAGACGAGGAGGAACGCCCACGCCCCUCCAUCCACAUCAAUGAGCCUACACCAUUACGGGAAGACGUCGUCGACGCUGUCAACACCGGGACAGCAAGGAGGAAGAGUGUGAGCAAGAAAAAGGCGCCUGAGUCGGCAAUCGAGAUUCUCUACGAGAAUCAAAGAGGCGGCUUCCUCUGCGGAAUACCUCUUUUCUCCUCCAAAGCCCUGGGCAACUUGGACCCAACAGCAUGGACGAACUACGCCCACAAGCCCAGCCCGACAGAUAUACACACAGCUCAGGUGCCCGAUCCUAGCUGGGAGUGGGCUUGGCCGGAGUGGAAAAUCAACAAGGACGACAAUGUCGACGAUGAGGGCUGGGAGUAUUCAUUUGCAUUUUCUAAGAAGUUUUCAUGGCACAAGGCGAGAUGGUGGAACUCGUUUGUUCGUCGUCGAGCAUGGAUCAGGAAACGGGUCAGAAAAGAUUCCGGGUACAUUGCACAGGACCCCCAAAUGCUCAAUCCCGAGUAUUUUUCCGUUCGACCGUCGUCAGAAAUGAGUCGUGAACGCGAACGCGAACGCAGCUCGAGCAGGAUGAGUAAACGGACUGCCAGCCCCCGAGGCAGCAGACUUAGCAUGAGCUCAACGAAAUCAGGUGGUGCUGAACAACCAGACGACAUCGAGCAUGUUGGCGAUCUUCUGGCCAUACUGCGGACAUCCCGAAUCGACCGGGAAAAGAUCGAGGCUGUGGACAACUACCUUGAACAUGCACAGGAAGACCUGGCAGGGCUACAGAAGGUGAUGCACGAGAUCAUGUCACUCUUUGUAUUUCAGGCCUCGAGGAGGGUCUUGCUGACGAGAUUGACCGAGAUCCAUGAUCAAACGGUGGCACAAAGCAAGAAGGGCAAGGACGCAGAUGGAGAAUUACAACGGCGGGCGAGGAAUCUCGCCGACGCAGUCAAGCAUGCAGAUGAGGAGGUAAGAAAGCUUGAGUACUGGAGCGACGUCAAGGGAAUGGCUGAGGAGGGCGAUUCGACAGGAGCAGUGGAUCAUCGAAAGGGGUGGGAUCCGUCGUGGCAAGGCGUUGAUAAAUCCGGCCCUUCAGAGCCAGCUCCUCCAAACGGCGAGACCAAAAAUUGA
Messenger RNA from Podospora bellae-mahoneyi, 2001 nucleotides. RefSeq lists its product as uncharacterized. Lineage: Eukaryota; Fungi; Ascomycota; Sordariomycetes; Sordariales; Podosporaceae. The record is from RefSeq and is a predicted model, not a curated record. The transcript has 2 exons. Bases 658 to 2001 code for a protein of 447 amino acids.